ACAAUCCGACGUAAAUAACCUUUAGCUUGUAAACAAAAUGCAGACAGUGAGCACACUUGCUGACUUAGCUCGUUAAAAGGGUCACGUGUCCACCAUGGCAAGUUCAACAAUUGCAGCUUGCAAGUGCUCUACCAACUGAUCCAAAUUUUUACCCUAAAAAUUGUGAACCAGUGAAGUCAUUCACUAUCACUUGCUGACAAAAGAAGAGUUUAGCCAACCUAAAACCAUGAAGUUACCAACAAUUGCUGCAAUAAGUUUGAGCUUUGGCUGUUUAUUGGGGCUUCCCAUGCAGGCAAAAAGUGAUGGUGUGCUGGCAGCAGAUGCACCUGACUUGAAGCACUGCUCAGAUGUCAGUGGGUUGAUAGUUCAGCCAGGCAUGAGCUACACUCCUGGUCCUGACUACUGCACUGUAUGCAAGUGUGAAGAUGGCAGUCCUAAAUUUUGCCGAGCUGUUCUUUGCCAACCUCGUCCUGACUGUACUUCCUUCCGAGUUGGCACAACUUGCUGCGACUUCAUCUGCCUGGACGACAUGCUGCCAAACCGACCUGGUCUCAACCCUAUAGGCAGACUUCCUGAUGGCACUCAUUAUCCUUCCGGAGGAAAUGGCAUCAUCCCGCACAUACAUGAGAAUGGCGAGAACAGUCUGGGCAUGAGACUUGCCGCAGCUAUUCUUACGGCACUCAUGGCGUUUGUGCUUCUGCUUUUCUUGGUUCAUAGGCUCAGGCAACGUCGCAUUACAGCUCAGCAAUACGUGAAUGCUCAAGAUGUUGCCUGCUGUCACCCUGCUGCCUACUGGCACAACAACGAUCAGGCUCAUCUGUUCCUUCAGUCACCACACUGGAAACCUCCCUCCUGUAUUAUUGACGCGCCUCCUCCAUAUACUGAGGCAGAUGCACAGCGAGCUGCCAGAUCUGCUGCUUUUGCACCUGGGGCUCUAUCAUCGGUGCCUUCGUCAGCCCCUCCUUCAUACUCUGGUCCAGCUCCUCCAAAUCUUCAACUGCUCAACGAUAACCGUGCUGUAAACCCUGUAAGUUCUGCCACUGCGUUUUCUGUGAACUCUUUGAACCGUCGGGUCGACGCAGUGUCUCGAGACUCGCCCUCAGCCCUUGCUACGCGUCGAGACUCAGAGGGCGGCGCGGGAGGGAGCGGUUUACCUCCUGCCAGUCUGGGGCCUCUGGCCGUGCAACUUCUUCCUGCCGCCGCCAAUUCUGCCGAGCUCAGGGAACAAAUUCAAAGACAACGUCGAAACCUCACUGAUCACAGCACCAGAUCUCUGCCUCGACACCACAAACCUCCGGACGCUGGAGGAGUUCAGCUGUCAGUGGCACCUGAUCAUUCAGGGAGCAAAGGUGUCCGCACUACGCUUACUCGACCAUCCACAGAGAAUGAUCAGGUCAUUCAAAACUCCAAGUCAACAGUGUUAAAUACUGAGAACCUUACCUUGCCCCGUAGUUCCGUCGCGUGCGGCGUUGUGGCGACUAUUGACAACCAGAGUAUUACGGGAGAAGUGGUUGAGGUAGAUUUGGUUCGUGGUAGUGCAUCGAAUCAAGACGAAGGAUUGGAUUUGUCUUCAGCCAAUUCUAAUAUUGGCAAUGAAGAACAUGCGGAUGAAGAUGAGAAUGAACAAAAUAAAUUGAGCGUCCGAAAGUCUGUCCUGAAGUUUGAAGCCGCAACUGCCGCCCGGGAGACACCAGACUCCAGCUGCGUUAGGAGCUCGUCUCCUGCCGCCCCUCCUUCACCUUCCCGCGCCGCAGCUUCUUCGUUUGCUCCGCGGGAUGCUCCUCAAAAAUGUUCUCCCUGUAGCAUGCGGGGCAACGUCACAAACAAGCCUAUUUUGGCACGAUGCCAUCAGGCUGAGUCUAAGCAAAAUAAUCACAAAUAUCCCCCGUGUUCACCAUCCUCAGUUCAACACGAAUCGUUCACGUUCCUCGGUGGUCCACAUCAGCCAACAUUUAACGCAGCUGGCGAUGUUAAUCCUGCGGAUGUUUCGUUUUCUGAUAAUUCCUUUGAUGGUUAUGACUGCGAUCACGCGGAAGCACCUCGACUGUAUCCAUGCUACAGCGGGUUACACGUGUGCUCGCGUCAGCCUUUGCUGCCACAAGACCAACUCCCUGCAUCUCCUGAUGUGCUAGGCAAGCUGUCUCGUCGCAGGCGGAAUUCCGUUGACCGAAACGGUGCCGCGUGCGAAGAAAGAGUUUUCUCAUCUUCUAAUGGCAACGGUUCAGUAACAAUCCAUUACACAACCCAGCCCAACUUUAACAAGAGUAAGAAUCAACUCCAUGAACUGCACGUGGAUGGAGUUUCGGAUUCGGAAGUGACUUUCAGAGCCGAGCAGAUUGACCGUCACGGCGCUGAUUGUGAUCAACAUGGUGAACCCUCUGAGCGCAAAAGCGCUACCGUUCGUGCCGUCGGUGACAGCAAAUCAGUGACCGUCAACUGCGCUAGUGGUGCUAGAAAUAAAAUGUAAGGCUGAUACUUCUAAUAUGAUUGAAACAACGGCUAAUAUUGUGUCGAAUGGCGUAAAAUAUCUUUAGGUAUUUAUAGCUACUAAGCUUGUAAAGAAUACGUAAUGUAAUUAUGAACGGCGGAUAGGUGAGGGAAAUGAAUUAUAUACAUAUAGAAAGGAUAGCUGUAUAGUCAAUGAAAAGUCUGUUCCAUAACAUUCACUUAAGCCUCG
Messenger RNA from Hyalella azteca, 2677 nucleotides. RefSeq lists its product as uncharacterized. Gene Ontology annotation, cellular component: membrane. The coding region runs from base 227 to 2467 and encodes 746 amino acids. The transcript is spliced from 8 exons. The record is from RefSeq and is a predicted model, not a curated record. Lineage: Eukaryota; Metazoa; Arthropoda; Malacostraca; Amphipoda; Hyalellidae.